This is a messenger RNA of Girardinichthys multiradiatus, 5624 nucleotides long. It is a transcript of the gene foxk1, whose product is annotated as forkhead box K1. Bases 2033 to 4039 code for a protein of 668 amino acids. The record is from RefSeq and is a predicted model, not a curated record. Gene Ontology annotation, molecular function: DNA-binding transcription factor activity, RNA polymerase II-specific; protein binding; RNA polymerase II cis-regulatory region sequence-specific DNA binding. The transcript is spliced from 10 exons. Gene Ontology annotation, biological process: regulation of transcription by RNA polymerase II. Lineage: Eukaryota; Metazoa; Chordata; Actinopteri; Cyprinodontiformes; Goodeidae.
UGUCUUGGCAGUUUUUAUUACUUUUUAUGAAAUGCUCUUGUUUUCUGGAAAUUUUUGAACUGCAGUCUCAGAGAUGUUCAGCCAAAAGUAGAAAAAGCCAUCCUCCAGUUUAAAGACUUAACCAAAUUAGCAGUUUAGUCCAAUUUGGUAUUUUGUUUAAUAUAUAAUUGGAUCUCUGUGAUAGCAUGCACAUGUUAGACGUUCACAAUCAUAGGUCUUUGGUGUGUGUUUUGAAUGACAGCUGAUUUGGAUGGAUAUACUCUGAAUUAUGAGAGUUAUUGGCCCUAAUUCACUCCAAGAUGAAUAAUGCAGUACUGACAGGCCCAAAGCGUAAGCAUAGGUUCCAAAUGGUUACACAGAAAUAAACCAAAUGCAAUAUUUCACACAGCCAGAGGUGAUCUCAACUGUGCUCUGUGUGCUUUUGAAAACAGAACUAUUUACAAAAAACAAAAUGACUGAGCGAAACUGCUUGACAGACCAAGGGCAGCAUCUUAACAAACAAAAUAAAUAAAUAAAUUAUUUAGUGAUCUUUAUGAGCUGAAAUGUAAAAGACCUUAAGAGGUAAUAGAGCCUAUCAAAUAUUAUCGAAUGCAAAAAAAAAAAAGUACAGCUUGGUUAUAAUUAUCAUGGUAAAAUGUUUUAAUUUGUCACAUCUUGAUGGCUACAUUUCUAAGAAAUAUGCCACAUUUGGAGAGCAAUAAAUUACCUUUUAUUUUUUAUUUAUUUAAUCUUUUUCUGAAUUCUGUGUUUUAGGACAUGACUGCAUAUUUUCAGGACAAACAUUGGUAAAAAAAAAUAAACUGCACACAAAAUACUCAAAUGGAUUUUAAAGGGUCCUAAAAAUAAAUGCAACAGGUUGUUAAAAGAUUAACCUUAUAUGACCAUCUGAACAUAUGGUUCUCAAACUGUGGUACAACUACCACUGUUGGUACGUGGGCUACCUUAUCACCAUAGAUUUGUUGAAAAGUAAGUAAAUCCUCACAGGGUGUAAUGCUAACAGCUAGAACAACAAACAUAUUCUUGCAAAUUAAAACAGCUCAAACUGAAAAUGCUAAUACUCACAGCAUACUGAUGCACUAUAUAAGUGGAUAUAAAAAAAACGACUGUACUUUUAUAAGAACUUGUUAAGUCUGUCGCUGUCUUCUCAGCUGAACAACGUCCGAGUUGCUAAGCUAAAAUUAUGCUGUUGGAGGAUGCUUUUAGAUUUUGUGCAGUGACAUCAAAGAUGGCAUGUUUACAGUAUUUUCCAGGUCUCGUACUAGUUGCGAAAUUAUCCCAGCGGAUUGGUACAGGUGGACGCUUCCAUAAACACAUUUCUUGUGUAGGAAUUCCAGAGUUGUUCGACUGAGAAAAUGCAGACAAACUUAAAAGCUGUCUUGUUCCUAAGUGCAAACAUUUAAUAUCUGCUAAUGUGAUAUUAUAUCUUAUAAGUAUAAAUAUUUUAAGUUUGAGUGUAUUGCUAAAUAUUUGCUAAAAAUGGCUCCACCUUCCACUGAUCAAACUGUCCCUUUAAUUUAGUGGAUUGCCAUAUUGGAUUUUGCGUCUGAGUUGGUGAGAAACGUCCACCUUUUAUACUUGGUAAUAAAAAGACAUUCCUGUUUUUUCCCCCCAACUUGGACCCUUGGAAACUCGACUAUAUUGGUUCCAUUUGGACUGAGAUCAAAUCACAUAAACAUUUUGUGGCACUGAAUAAAAAGGUGUGUGUGUUUAUGGGAAUACACAAAACACUGGAAAACUUUAAAAUAUGUUCUAAUGUUAUUUUGGAAACCAGUGUUUACAGAGGUGGUCCUUGUAAUAAAAAGCAUGAGAACCAUUUCACGCUAUGGCUCCUCUGGGUCUCUGAACGCAACAUCAAUCCGGUUCCUGGAGAGUCCGCUCCGGUUCUUUCUCUGAUCCCACCGGACUCCAUGUUGUUCCGUCAGCUUCAGAGCGAACAAGUGCUCUGACCGAAAAUUCCCGUUGCAGCUCUCUGUGCCUGACUAGUAAAAGUUGUUGCAGAUUCCCCCUGAGUGUGUUGACCCUCCGGAAAAAGAUGGCAGACUACCGCGACGACAACGGAGCUCGGGCCCUGCUUGCAUUACAGUCGGCGCCGUGCAGCCCCGUGCGCGUCGCGGUGACCUCUCACUCCUAUCACCAGCCCUCGCUCGCCCUCCUGGGUCCUCCGAUAAUGGAAGCUCGCGGCCUUGUCGGUGGUUUUCCUGGAAGGCUCUCCUCGACUCCUCCGCAGGCCCUGGCGAGGCUCGAGGGCCGCGACUUUGAGUUUGUCAUGCGCCAGAGGACGGUCACCAUAGGCCGGAACUCGUCCCAUGGUUCGGUGGACAUCAACAUGGGUCACUCGAGUUUCAUUUCAAGGCGACACUUGCAGAUCACGUACGCCGAGGCGGGCGGCUUCUCCCUGCGGUGCCUGGGGAAGAACGGCGUGUUUGUUGACGGAGUGUUCCAGCGGAGAGGAGCGCCGCCGCUUCCGCUGCCCAGAGAGUGUGUAUUCCGAUUUCCCAGUACUGUUAUCAAGAUCCAGUUUACAUCGCUUCUGGAAAUUGAGGAUCACCGAGAGAAGGAGCAGCCCUCUCCUCCCCCUCGUCCGCUUCUGCCUCACAUUUCCCCCCUUAAAAUCAGCAUUCCCACUGCGCAGCAGCACGAAGAGCACAUCAGGGCGUUUGGCUCCCCGCUGCCGUCGCCCACCGGCACAAUCAGUGUUCCCAACUCCUGCCCUGCUAGCCCUCGAGGGGCAGGGUCAUCAGGGUAUCGCUAUGGACGCAAUGUGACCUCUGAUCUCCAGUUAGCUGCCGAAUACGCUGCCAAGGCUGUAUCUGAGCAGAGGCAAAGUCUUGCUGAGCACAGAGGUGGGGGAAGUGAGCAGCGUAUGGAGUUGGUGGGAGGAGACAGCCCCAAGGAUGAGUCCAAGCCCCCGUAUUCUUACGCACAGCUGAUAGUCCAGGCCAUCUCUUCGGCUCCAGACAAACAGCUCACUCUCAGCGGGAUUUACGCCCACAUCACCAAACACUACCCCUACUAUCGCACUGCAGACAAGGGUUGGCAGAACUCAAUCAGACACAAUUUGUCUCUGAAUCGCUACUUUCUGAAAGUGGCCCGCUCUCAGGAUGAGCCUGGAAAAGGAAGUUUUUGGCGAAUUGAUUCUGCCUCUGAGAGCAAGCUAGUGGAACAAGCCUUCAGGAAAAGACGGCAAAGAGGGGUGGCUUGCUUCAGGACUCCUUUUGGACCUUUGUCUUCAAGAACCAAGAGUGCACCUGCAUCUCCGACCCAUCAGGGGCUUCUGUCUCCAACAUCCAGUGGGCUGCAGACUCCUGAAUGUCUGAGCAGAGAAGGGUCUCCAAUCCCUCAUGACCACCAUGAGCAGCUGGCUAGCAAACUGGCAUCUGUGCCAGAGUAUAGGUAUUCUCAAAGCGCCCCAGGCUCUCCAGUCAGUGCCCAGCCUGUUAUCAUGGCCGCUCCCCCUUAUCCAACGGUUCUGAAGCCCAUACACAUGCUUCAAAGCGCCCCUCAGUCCUCUGUUACCAUGGUGCGGGUGGUAACCAGCGCCCCUCCAUCUUCCACCCACCCUAAUGGGUACAGCACUCUGACUGUUGGAGGAAUGGAGACAUCAGGAGACAUCUGGAACAGCGACAUCAGAGAAGCCCAGCAGAACAGAGAGUUGGUGAUCCAGACCUUAGACAGUGUGGUGCAGGGUGGAGAAGGACGCCAUGUCACCCCGGGUCUGCACCAACUUCCUGUCCGCGCUGUUACCCAGAAUGGCAAACACACCACUGCUGCUGUUUCCACAGUAACCAGCUUUGCUAAUUCAUCUGGCCUGAGCAGUCCUCUGCAGAUCCUGGCCGCCCAGGCCUCCAGCUCCCUUCCGGUGCUGGUGAGCAGGCAGCCCAGUGGAGAGGCUACUUGCGUGCAAGCAGGCGAGCCGCUAGCGAAGCGGCCAAAGAUGGAGGAUGGAGGAGAGACUGAAUCUGCUCAGCAUCAAGUUACAUCUGCUCAGCAGCCUGUUAUUGUUGCUAUGACGUCACAAACCCAUGAGCCCCGGCAAUGAAACCAGGGUCUUUCUCCAGGUAUCCAAUGGGCAUCUUCUGUCAUCUACUGAAUGUUUCACCUUUUUACAUAAAUGUGACUGGAGGUGCAGCCAGCUUGUUGGAAAGGAAAGGAAUAGACUUCUGUCAAAACCACAUAAAAUGUAUAUUUGUGCUACAUUUUGAAAAGCAAGUGAAUUGGUUUCCGUCAGUUCAUUUUUGGCUGAUCAAAGUAUAGUCAGGCCUAAUAUGCAAAAUGUUUUAGCACUACUUUAACCUUCUGAACAUUGGAGAUAUCUUCAAUGUGGCGUGCAUCAUGUGGUGUAACUCAAGCCAAAGACCCAAACUUGACUGCUAUAUUGGUUGGUAAGUGCCUGCUUUAAACAUGGAAACAUGGAGGAUAGAGAAGCCAUUGGAAGCUGUGAUAGAAUAAGAGAUGAGUUGGCAGCACAUACCCAAACCAGGCUUGUGACACCUGGGAUCCUGAGAUCAUGACUGUAGUUUUUUAAAAGAAGAGAUAUUCUUAGAUAGGGAAAUAAGACGGACGAAAAAAACAAAUGGGCUGUCUUAGAGAAAGAAAAGAUGGACAUUAAUCUUAAGGACAAGACCAGAAUGUAAUACCUCUUGCCUUCUCUGUAAAGCACAAAUGUAAAAAGCAGGAAAUCCAAGAAAGACAAGCCAACAGUUUCUCAGCAUGAAGCACUUCAGAUUCAGGUCGAUCAGAUUAACAAGGGCUGCAGCGACGUGCAGAGAAGGACAAUAAGAGGCAGCUAGUGGAGGUUGACUGAAGUGGAGAACUAACCUAAUGUAGACAAACUGAUUGUUUUUCAUUUGUUUGGUUUGUGUAGUGUACGGGCAGAAGUGAAACGGCCUCCGUGCAGAUUUGUUUUCACACGAAGAGGCAUUAUUGUAAUAAUCCUCAAAGCCUUAAAAUAUUUCUACUUUUCUGAAAUGUAUUUUGGCCUUUAGAUGGCUGUACCAUUUUAGAUUAACAUAGCGCUCUAACAGUACCAGAUUAGCAACACUACAACGGCAGCAGUAACGUCGCAUCAGUUUUCUUUAAGAGAAAAAACAAGGGGGGCGGGACCAACUCAUGACCAGAAACUUUAACUGUUCUUUAUUUUCCUUCUUUACGGUACUUUUGGCAUAUUCUGUACUUUCAGCUUGCUGUUCUCGCUCUCGUCAUUGACAGUUUUUCCUCCGUGAUUAAUCUCUUUGCAGUCUCCGCAGAGGCAUCACGCUGUCGGCAUUUCUUGUCGCAGAUGCUGCCUUAAUUAGAUUCUCUCUAGCACUUUCUCCCCCACUCUUGUCUCAUCCUCACUCUGCCUUUAGCGCCUCUGAAUGUCCUCGCACACGCUCAAGAUUCAGUGAUUGUUGUUGCACAAUAAGAAAGAUGGAUGCAUUAUGAUUGUAUGCUGCUCUAUCUGCUAAAUAACAAAGCUAAUUAGUUGUUUUUUUUCUUAUUUUGGAAACAAAUAUUUUGCUAUGUUUAAAAGCAGCUGUCAACAGGUAAAGAUGGAAGUAGAGGUAUAUGUAUUUUUUAAUGUCUGUUUUUGUGAUUUGUUAAAAUGUGUAGCACAGAUUAAAAUAAUUCUUAUUGACGUAAAA